Prosopis cineraria is the source of this 378-nucleotide messenger RNA. RefSeq names its product TMV resistance protein N-like. The record is from RefSeq and is a predicted model, not a curated record. The transcript has 3 exons. The coding region runs from base 1 to 378 and encodes 125 amino acids. Lineage: Eukaryota; Viridiplantae; Streptophyta; Magnoliopsida; Fabales; Fabaceae. Gene Ontology annotation, biological process: signal transduction.
AUGGCACUUGAUGUUCAAGGAGUUGGGGAUUCUUCAAGCUGUUCUCGUUCAACUUGGAGACAGAAGAAAUAUGAUGCGUUUGGAAUCACAACUUUUACAGACGAUGAAGACCUUGAAAGGGGACAAAUUAUCAAGCCAAGUUUGUCUCAAGCAAUUGAAGAAUCUUCCUCGGCAAUAGAUAAAUAUUUGGGCCUUCAUGUAUUUCCAAUCUUUUAUGGUGUAGAUCCGUCCAAUGUUCGGCAUCAAAGGGAAAGGUUUGCAGAAGCUUUUGAAAAGCAUGAAGAAACAUUUGCACAUGACAGAAUGAAAGUUCACAGAUGGAGGGGUGCUUUAAAAGAUGUUGCUGACUUAGCUGGCUGGAACUCGGAAAAUCGGUAA